Messenger RNA from Psammomys obesus (fat sand rat), 1336 nucleotides. It is a transcript of the gene Ccdc122, whose product is annotated as coiled-coil domain containing 122. The coding region runs from base 115 to 990 and encodes 291 amino acids. The transcript has 6 exons. Lineage: Eukaryota; Metazoa; Chordata; Mammalia; Rodentia; Muridae. The record is from RefSeq and is a predicted model, not a curated record.
UGCUGACCCAAGCAGCUUGGGCAACCUGUCACGUUUGCUCCGAGCGCCCAACAAUCCGGGCCUCAAGAGUAAAGAAGGUGAAUUAAUCCAGGGAAAAGAGUUAAGAAACAGAGAAUGUCAGGAGACAAAGAAAGGAAGAAUGAAGGCAUUCCUAAAGAAGCAAUGGGCAAAGAAGACACAUCUUCAUUAACUAAUGCUGUAGAGCAAGUUGCCAAACAACAACAAUCACAAACAUCAGAAAUAGAAAAGCAUAAAAAACUUUUGUUCCAUUUGCAGAUUGAACUUCAUGAUCUUGAAAAGCAAAUAGCAGCUAUUGCUGAAGAAGCUAAAGAAACAGAGAGGAAAAUGCAUCAGCAAGAUGCUAUCAUGGAGAAUUCUAAACUUCAGUGUGGACUCUUGGAAGCUCAAAUUGAGUCCUUAUAUUCAGAAAGUAUAAAGCUUAAAUUUGAUACAGAAACAGCCCAAGAAAAUUUUGAGGAACAAAUGAUAAAAUAUAAUGCAUAUUAUGCAAAGAUAAAAGCUCAUAAAGAUAGUUUAGGAGAGAUAAAAGGCCAGUGUUCACUUAUGACUGAACUCUAUGAAAAACGAGAUCUCAUCAAAAACAUAAAAACAAUGAAAGAAGAUCUUACAGAAAAUCCCCAAAAUUCACAAAGGAACUAUACAAUACAAAUACAGGAAGACAUUGCAGAGCUAAAGAAUAAAAUUAUGACAGCAAAAGAUUCAAUUAUCAAGAAAACACAUUUUCUUGAAGAAGAGAAAAAGACACAUGAAAAAUUAAGAAAAGAAAUAGAGGUGCAACAUAAACGCUAUGAUGCAAUUCUUAAGCGUUUGCAUUGUCAGGUGAACAAGAUUCAGCUAAAUAGGAGAAAAUGGCAACAGAACAUUGAACAACUGAGAAAAACUGCAGCUGAGUUAAAAAAGCGCAUUGGAGUGAAGGAAGCCAGCGAAAUACUGAACAAGCCAACAGCAUUGUGGGAAAGAACCCUGUAAAGCUCUUUCAGACUCUUCACAGCCAGCGCCAGUAUCAGGGGCCUGUCUCAAGGACAGAUAUUUUCUUUUUCUUCUUCAUUUUUUUUGUUUGUUUUGAAUCAGGUAUGUGUUGGUUCAAGUGCCUCCCAAUCUGUGUUGCAUCGCACUAGGUAGACAACACCGGUGCCUCAAGGAAGCUACCAAAAGAAUGUGUGUGCAUAUUUCAAACCUGCAGUCCUGAAUGCCUGCUGCUAACGAUGGGGAAGUCAAAUUUUUACCCUACAAAGUACAAAUUUAGAAGAAACAGUUGUAUUUUCAAUGACUUAAAUUGUUGAGAUAUUUAAAGAAACUUUUUAUUAGUUCUUUU